GUUUCUCUUUGUUCCCCCUGACGUUGCUUUGUGUGGGUUGAUUACCUACGGAUAGGUUAGGUUGCCAUGUUUGAAGCUGUGGUUUAUUCAGCACCCCGAUGGCUAUGUAUGAGCUUCCUUGGCUAGGUACCAGCGUAUUGUGCUUCUCAUGCGUCCGGGCGUUGGAAGACUUUUGGACUGUUUUUGAGGCUAUGUUUGUUUCUGGGUUGGCUGCAUCGCCGGAGAUGGUGAUAUAUAAAGACUUGGGGAUGGACCUCUCGAACCGAUGAUGAAGAUGCAAUUGGAUCACAGCAUCAAAGCAUCAAAAGCAUCACGCAUCAGAUAUUAUAAAACACACGGACAUUCCCGUCUUUGCUAUUAUAUCACCAGACGAUCCAGCAAAAGCGAGAAGCAUCUCAUUCAUCCACAUCAACGAAGCAUAUAUCGGGCCAACAACACUCUCUAUAUCACGCCUCACCCAGACUUCCACGACCUCCCAACAAGAUAUCGAAAAUGACUUGCAACUAUGGCAGCUACAAGUCGGGCAGCACCGUGGCUAGGAAGCCACUGCCCUUGACGAUACUCAUCAUUGGCGGCAACCGGGGUAUCGGCCUGGCGUUUGUGCGACAGUACGUUGCUCUCGGGUUCAACGUGUACACCACCUACCGGAAGUGUUCCGAGUCCGAGGCUCUCGAGCUCUUUGCAUUGGAGGCCAAAAACCCCAACAACCUCAAAGUCAUGACGCUUGACCUCGCGGACGAGGACUCGAUCAACCAGGCUGCCGAGGACUUUGACGGGAAGCAGCUGGACGUGCUGAUCAACUGCGGUGCCGUCUGCGAGCUCAACCGCCCAGCCCUCGAGACGACGGCCGACGAGCUCAUGUCGCGCUUCCGCAUCAACUGCGUGGGUCCGUUCCUGACCACGCGGGCCUUCCUCCCGCACCUGAAGCGCAGCCGAAACCUGACGGGCGGCGACCGCUCGCCGCUCGUGGUCAACAUGACGUCCGAGAUGGCGUCCCUGACCGAGAACCGGCCCGGCAACCGGCCGGGGACCUGCCUGUCGUACCGCGCCUCCAAGGCCGCGCUCAACAUGACGACGGUGACGCUGGCGCGCGAGCUCGAGGACGAGGGCGUCGCGUGCGUGGCCCUGAGCCCCGGCCGGUGCGUCACCAAGAUGGCAAAGUGGAGGGGCCUCAUGGACCCGGCCGAGAGCGUCGAGGUCAUGGUCGACGUCAUCGACUCGCUGCGGUUUGACGACAGUGCAAAGUUUCUCAACUUUGAUGGGAGGCCUAUUGCUUGGUGAGAAUGGGGAGUGGUGGUGUGCUGCAGUGCUGUGAAGUUUGUUGUUUUUGUUUGUGUCUCUCUCUUUUGUCUUUGGCUUGUUUCUUCUCGUCUCUCGUUUAAACGCUUUUCUUUUGUUGGCCUUUGCUUGUUCUGUCUUUUUGACAGGUGUACAACACAAGAUUUUGGCAUAGAUAUCUAGACGCGAUGAUGUAUUAGUAGAUUUAUACAUACCAACAGAUUGUUUAUUAUUUCCA
Pyricularia oryzae 70-15 is the source of this 1516-nucleotide messenger RNA. RefSeq names its product short chain dehydrogenase. Lineage: Eukaryota; Fungi; Ascomycota; Sordariomycetes; Magnaporthales; Pyriculariaceae. The transcript is spliced from 3 exons. The record is from RefSeq and is a predicted model, not a curated record. Bases 493 to 1281 code for a protein of 262 amino acids.